AUGUCGAACGGGCUUGACAAGAAUGAUGUGUAUCCUUCAGCGACGGCUACUGAGUUAUUCAAAUUCGCAUCACGAAGGAGUGUAGUUCAUUCCACAAAAGGAAUUGUAUCAUGCACGAGUCCUUUGGCAUCUCAAGCAGGAAUCAAGAUAUUAGAAAGAGGCGGUAAUGCUGCUGUGAGCGAACCAUUCCUUCACUUCCCAAUUAUAUUAGUCGAAUUCGAAGCCGAUGCGGCAAUUGCUGUUGCUGCAGCCCUCAACGUCACCGAACCGACUUCUACAGGCAUUGGCGGGGAUGCCUUCAUGCUCUUUUGGAAUAAUUCUACCAAGAAGAUAACUGCUCUCAAUGGUUCCGGUCGCUCCCCGGCAGCAUUAACCAGAGAAUUGGUGGUCAAAUCCGAAGGAGUAAGCUCCGGUUCCCUUCCGAAGCCUUCAAUCCACGCGGUGACCGUCCCAGGUGCGGCAGCAGCUUGGGUUGAUACGAUUGAAAAAGUUGGAAGUGGCAAUGUAUCAUUGGCAGAAGUUUUAGCCCCUGCGAUCGAGCUUGCGGAGAAUGGAUACCCGGUGUCACAGGUUACGGCCGCAAUGUGGAAGAAUGGUGAGAAGGAGUUGUUGGAAGCGUCCCCUAAUGGAUCUGAGAUGCUUGUUCCGCCAAACCAAUACAGCGACCAGGUCCAUGCGCCAGAGCCUGGCGAAAUAAUGGUGAUGAAGAACCUAGCAGAGACAUUUAGAACCGUUGGAAGAGAAGGGAAGAAGGGUUUCUAUGAAGGACGGAUUGCGGAGGAAAUUGUAAACGUCGUAAAAGCAAGGGGAGGCGUCUUGGAGUUGGGAGACUUGAAGAGACAUGCGGAAUUGGGGAGUGAGUUUGUAGAACCGAUUUCAAUGUUCGUGGAAAGGUUUGGAGUGGAUGUUUGGGAGUGCCCACCCAACGGGCAGGGUAUAGUGGCUUUGAUGGCUUUGGGCAUUAUCGAGCAGCUAGAGAAGUCGGGAGCAAUACUGCCAAUCGAGCAAUUGAAGCAUAACUCUACCGAGUAUCUACAUUGUAUCAUUGAGGUCCUUCGGAUUGCAUUUGCAGAUGCUGCGUGGUAUGUAACGGACCCACACAUGCUAAAAAUCCGAACAUCACAGCUUCUUGACAAGGGGUAUUUGGCAGAAAGAGCGAAGCUGUUCAACCCGAAGAAGGCUACUGCCGAUUUCGAUCAUGGAAGUCCGGCUUUGAAUAGCUCAGAUACGGUGUAUUUCUCAGUUACGGAUCAGGAUGGUAAUGGGUGUAGUUUCAUUAUUUCGAACUUUGCUGGUUUCGGUUCUGCUGUUGUUCCGAAAGGGUGUGGCUUCACGCUCCAAAAUCGAGGUGCCAACUUCAACCUAGAAGCGGAUCAUCCAAACGUGGUUGCUCCAAAUAAGCGGCCCUACCACACAAUCAUUCCAGCUUUAAUAACUAAGGAUGGAGAGUUACAUACUGUCUACGGUGUCAUGGGUGGAUUUAUGCAGCCACAGGGGCAUGUGCAAGUUUUGCUUAAUAUGCUUGGAUUUGGAUUCAAUCCGCAGGUAUCUUUGGAUGCGCCCAGGAUUUGUAUCGGUGGUAUGGCUCUCGAUAAUUCAGUGCUUGUCGAAGAAGGAAUAGCGGAAUCAGUCGUGGAAGAGCUUAGAGAGAUGGGGCAUACGAAGAUUAAAUUGCUUAAAGGUUUUCAGAGAGAAGUAUUUGGAAGAGGUCAAGUUAUUCGGGUACAUUAUGAUGGAGGAAGACGAGUGUAUUCUGCAGGUUCGGAUAUGAGAGGGGAUGGACAGGCAGCACCACUUUUAUAA
Molecule: messenger RNA, 1803 nt
Organism: Orbilia oligospora ATCC 24927
Lineage: Eukaryota; Fungi; Ascomycota; Orbiliomycetes; Orbiliales; Orbiliaceae
Exons: 6
Coding region: 1-1803 (600 amino acids)
Source: RefSeq, a predicted model, not a curated record